CUUUUCGCGCCCAACGGAACGCAAAGUAAGCACGUAAAUUAUUUAAUCGCAUAUUUUAUCCGUAAUAAUCGCGUAAUAAAUAUGCACAAAAUCGUGAACUUUUGUCGGGAGUGUCGAUUCAAGUGACGGGCGAUUGUUGAAAGGUAUGUAUUCAUCGCGAAUAUUCGCAAUUAACUACGUUUCAUCGAUUGUCUGGUCGUCCGUGAAUCGAAGCAGGUUAGGAUGUCAGUGUAACUUGUAGAAAACUCAGGACGUCGGAUUUAUAUCGAGUAGUUGAUCGUGCAUACAUACACACACAACACCCACGUACAUGAUGGCCUUUAUUUUUAGGCAAGACUAUCAUUGUUUGUUUUGUUCAUUAUGAGUGUACAUUGUAGAAUCAAUCGUUGAAUUUCUAUCGUUUUAUACUAUAAUUAUAUGUAUGGAUGUGUCGCGGCACAAAGUACGUUUGACUUCGUAUUCGUUUCGCGUACCGUAGCGUGUCAAAUUCGUGAUGUAAAUUUCGCAUAAAGUAUACGGGUUAAUUUUCUUUCGAUAGUCGGUUUCGAAACAGAACAAUUAUCAAACAUUUAUUUAUUCGAAACCGACUCGUAGCGUUGGAGUUGUUUUCGUCGUUACGCUUGAUAUGCGCGCACAUUCUCUUUCUCUCUCUCGCGCAGGCGCGUUUGUGUAUCAACGUAAACAUUGUUGCCCUCACUUCUCGCAUUCCUUUAAGUCGGAAUCGGCGCGACCUUGUGUUUCCUAUUGUACCGUUAUUAUUCGUACGGUGGCACUUAUACGAGAUAGAUGCGUAUCGGCGCGUUAUCAUCUUCGAUAAUACCCUUACUAUUUCUCACAGUUUUCCAUAUCAUGCUUUUCCGUCUUAAUCUAUCGCGGAGAGUGUCGAACACGUAAUAUUUGAGUUACAUCUUUGUCUUAAAAUGAUAAAGUACGCGUCGUUUAAAAUAUCGGGACGAUUUUCAUAUACGCGACGCGAACGCGAGUGAGUGAGCCUUGGACUGCGAGGACUGAGAGGAGGAGGAAGCUCGGGGGGAGCAUCGGGCGCCGGCGGAGCAACGCUUAGAUCAACUUUGCAGAUCAAAACACCGUCAAAGAACGACAACUCCGCUGCUGCGCAUCGUACCGAUGACCUCGUCACGGUGAACUCGUACUCGAAUAAAAAGAGAAACAGGUUUUGUGUCGUUGAGCUCCGCGAUCUCUCGUACAAGAGAAUCCUCCCCCUCGCGUCUCUCUAUCUUCAUCGAGCAUAAAGACGAUCGUCCUGACUGACGCUCGCAAAAUUGAUGCAUAGUUUCCCGGCAGACCAACGAUGCUUAUGACAAAAAUAAUCCUGGCUACGCUCUCUGUGGCACCGUGUUUCACCUGGAAAGUAUAGAUUGAUACUAAAGUCGAGCAUUUCCAGACGUGGUGCGUAGUGAACUGACAAAUUUUUUUCAUCGACAGAAUAUAAUACAGACUUGUUAAAGUUUAUCGACUGAGGAGCCUGAUAUCCCGGCUUCAUUUCCAGUUCAAACGUGAUACGCCUGAAUAUGGUACACUGCAUGGUAGUAAACUCGGCGAUCAUGCGUUUUUCAGAACAGAGUGAAGAAUCAUCGCACAAAACCACGUCGUAAUAUAGUCGUAAUAUGCAAUUCACCGUUUUGUAAAUCCGAUGUCUGCAAAAACGUCGUUUGACUACUACGCCUUUGGAUUUCUUUAAGCAACUGUUUUUACAGGAAUCUUCUAUCUAUUCAUUCCAGUUAUCCUUUUCACAACACUUAAAAUUGUGUGGCUUAAAAUUGUAAUACGAUGACGGGCACGCAUUUUCCACCGCGACGUUCUUUCCCAAGUACACAAUAAGCUUUCGAAAAAAAAUUGGUUGGGCAAAAAAGACGCGAAAGUACACGCAAUUGUUGUAUACAUGUACAUAAAAAUCUAUGGAAAAAGCUGUCGUAUAUUAACUGCACAGUUAAAUUGAAAGAAAAAACGUAAUCAAAAGAAAUCAAUCUUAAUUAUCAACUUUUAGAAAUCUAAUUGUUGUCAAUUAAACUCACGCGUUUCCGAAUAAUGUUGCAUAUUAUACAUAUUAGCCACAAAUUUCAUUUUCUAAACCCACACCGUUAUCAUACGUACCAUUCUCUCUUCUCUUCUCAAAUUUAAGUUUUAGAAAUAAAAAUAUUUAUAUACAUGUAGCAAAGAGAGAAAAUAUUGACAUUAGAUAUUACACGACACAACGAAUAUUCGUUAACAUAGAUGUGAUUUAUACGCAGUCUUAUAACGAACAUGAGAGUAUUCGAACGUGUGUAUAUAAAUUAUUUAAUAGAUAAUUUAAAAUUAAAUAACGCGAAAAGCAACAUGAUUUUUAUAUUAAACUUUGUGUUAAUAAUCUUACUAAAUGAAACGUAUGCAUAUGUCACGCAAGAUAUCGAAAUAAUAUUGCUACCGUCAUGGAACUCGACAGGCGUAAAGGAGAUACCAUUAACUCUGAAAGUUUUCGGACAAUUGAUUCAACUAAACCUGCGUAGAAAUGAUCGGAUUGUGUCGCCAGUGUUUCAAGUAUGGAAAUAUAAUUCGAAAAACGUCACAGAAAUGUUGUCGCAAAUAAAUGCAUUGGAUACUUGCUUUUAUUUUCACGAGGAUCAUGUCAACUCUGCAGCAAUCAACUUUUGUCAAGAAUAUGGAUUGGAAGGACUUGUUUUUCUGGAAAACGACACAUUGGAGAUUAGACCUUUGCGGAACGACUUUCCGCCUUUAAUCGACGGUUUUUGCGAUAAAGAACAAAUUAAUUUUUCAUUCGGCUUACUUCACCGUAUUAAAAGAUCACAGCAAUAUUUUGCUGAUUCAGAUCUUAAUCAUUUGCACAAUAUCAAACCGAAACGACGUAAUGUACAAAAUAUGCAACAAAAAUUAACCAUAGAACUGGCAAUUUUCUUCGACGAAGCUGCAUAUCGCAUCUAUAUGCCUUUACUGGAUAAUGAUGAAAAAAGAUUGCACGAUAUGAUAUUAGCAUACGUGAAUCAAAUCCAAGCUGUGUUACAUCAUCCAAGUUUUGGUACUCCUAUUGAUAUUUCAUUGAUACGAUUGGACAUGAUGAAAAAACAACCGCCAAAUUUGCCAGUUUUUAAUGGCGAGGCAGGCAAACUGUACGAUUCAUUCUGCAAAUAUGCGAGAGCUCUCAAUCCUCCAGAUGAUAAUGAUCCACAUCACUGGGACAUUGGCAUUUAUCUAACCGGAAUUAAUAUUUUUACAUCAAACGACCAAGAAAAGUACUAUCACAUAUUGGGAAGGUCUUUUGUCGAUGGCGCAUGCAAUUCGUCUUUCUCGUACGCUAUAAUAGAAUUCGGUAUUCAAAAUCAAAUGUUUUCCUCGGGGUUUUCAUCGUCUCUCAUUGCAGCUCAUGAGAUCGGCCAUCUUUUAGGAAUGGAACACGAGUCGAAAUGUGAAGAAUACAAAUAUGUAAUGUCACCAAAACGAAGCUAUCGCGGCCAGGUAACGUGGUCCGAGUGCAAUCGUAACAUAACGAAGGAACUCUGGAAAACCAAAUCGUGCCUACGAGAUCGCAUGAGACCGAAAUAUCUCGAUGACGUAUAUGCUUUGGAUCAUUCGCGUUAUCAUGAUCUACCCGGAAGAAAAUGGACUGCCAAGGCACAAUGCGAAUUAUUUUUCCAUGAUAAGGAUGCGAGCGUAGUCACGUUGUUUGAUAUAUGUCAAAUUUUACAAUGCGAUUCCCCUCGCAAGAAUACGUAUUUCUCAGGACCCGCACUGGAUGGAACUUAUUGCGCAGUCGGCAAGGAGUGUCGCGGCGGAGAAUGCGUACCCAUCAUCGUACCGCCAUACAAUUUUAAGUUUUGUAGAAAGGAUAACUGGAGUAAAUGGAAGAAAGAUUCCUGUAAUAGCUAUUGCUUGGAGAAAUCCAAAGGCGCAGUAGUCAAACGACGUUUUUGCAAACAUCGGACUUAUAGAACGGCGAAUUGCAAAGGACCAUAUUAUGACGUGGUUUUGUGCGAUGAUUCUUCACUCUGCACUGAAAAACGCAAGACGAUCGCAGAGUUUACUACUACGAAAUGCACCACAUUCAGCAAUAUUAUGCUUGAACUGAAAAAAGAGCCAGGAUGGCAGGCUGCUCAUGAAGUCGAUAAACCCUGGAUAGCCUGUACUAUAUAUUGUGUACGAAAAAACUUUUCUACUUAUUACGCACCACGCCUGGAAAUGCUCGACUUUGGUAUCAACCCAUACUUUCCAGAUGGAACAUGGUGCCACAGAGAACAUAGCCAGGAUUAUUUUUGUCGUAAGCAUCGUUGUCUGCCGGCAAACCAUUCGAUUGAGGAAUAAUUGUCGAGAAAUUCUCGACUUUUGUUUAAUAUCUAACUUAGGGUUGACUCAUUGUUGUUACCUUCUAUUUUACGCAGUAAAUCAAUAUUUUUGUCAAAAUUGUGAGAUGGCUCGAGGGAUAUUUGUUAAAUAACGAGACUUCUAAAUGAAAAAGAGAUUGACUCUAUUCGUAUGGAAAUAAUCUCAUUAUUUUCACAACACACUUCUAAGGCGUAGUCUAUAUAACAAUCUAACAGUAUGGCUUGCCGUUAAUCGGCAUGUAUACACGAUAAAUCGCGUGCGAGUUAAACGAAGUGUGGCGGACACCGAGCAUUUCUAACCGACGCGGCGACAUCGGCGACGUGUCGUCGCGGAUGCCGCCAGGUACUUACUACCACGUUGCGCUAAGUUCAACGCGGAUCCAUACAAAGAACGCGCGCGUGCAAGCAGGUAGAAGCCAGAAGCCGCGAGCCGCGUAGCGCAGCAUGACGUUCUCGAAGAUGUAGGAAGGAAAACGGAGGGCCGCCGCCCGGACGGACGCGAACAUAAAAUGCACACACAACGAGACGUGUGUGUGCGUGUACUUAGCAUAAGUCUCGCACCCGAGGCACUCUCUCAUCGUAUUUCAUGCCGGCUAUACUUAUACGCUCGCAUCGCUCGCCGCGCAUAACCGCUUGCUCCUUCUUCUUUAUCUUCCUUUCUCUUCGUCAUCAUCAUCAUCGUCGCCGUUGUCGUCGUCAUCGUCGUCGUCAUCAUCAUCAUCAUCAUCUUCGUCUACCACAAUCCAUGUCUCGGGUGCGAGGAGAGGAAGUGAGGAAAUACAAUCGGUGCAAUAUUAGAAUGAUAAGAAAGCGCAGUAUCGUGAUCCAUAUCGCAGCGGUAUUAGAAUUCUAAUCGAAUUUAAAUAGAGUUUGAAUGGAUCAUUCUCUACUAAUUCCCUACUUCUUAGAAAUUAAAUUGUGUAUAAUGUGUAAAAUUUCUUCAAAUUGCAAUACUUAUAUAAAAUCCACACUCCUGCA
Messenger RNA from Linepithema humile (Argentine ant), 5309 nucleotides. Its product is annotated as A disintegrin and metalloproteinase with thrombospondin motifs adt-2-like. The record is from RefSeq and is a predicted model, not a curated record. Gene Ontology annotation, biological process: extracellular matrix organization; proteolysis. Lineage: Eukaryota; Metazoa; Arthropoda; Insecta; Hymenoptera; Formicidae. Gene Ontology annotation, molecular function: metalloendopeptidase activity. Gene Ontology annotation, cellular component: extracellular matrix.